Molecule: messenger RNA, 5037 nt
Organism: Exserohilum turcica Et28A
Lineage: Eukaryota; Fungi; Ascomycota; Dothideomycetes; Pleosporales; Pleosporaceae
Exons: 4
Coding region: 155-4609 (1484 amino acids)
Molecular function (GO): lipid binding
Source: RefSeq, a predicted model, not a curated record
ACAGCAGGUUUCCGCUCCCCUCAAGACCAGACACCUCCCGCCCGCUUCCACCUGUCCUCUUCCUCGCCUGCGAGCGCCCAAUUGCGCGCGCUCUGUCCGUCGUGCAGCUGCCAUAUACCGCGAGCCGGUCGGACCUCCGCUCCACAUUCCCGACAUGGCCACCGAAUCACGAGCAUCCGAGCUGAAGCAGCAGGGCCUGCUCGAUGCAGCAAAGGAUCCCAACAGCUCCAUCACGGCCCAGCAGGCGGAGCGUUCCAUUGUGCAGCAGGCCCAGGCCGCCGGCAGCGCUGCCUUUCAAUUCGACCCCAAUGCCAGUCCAGAGGAGAAGCGGGCCCAGGCUCGAUCGCGAGUCCCCCCGGGCUUCCACCACGAGCGAAACCCCAAUGCAACAGCCCUGGUCACAGACACCGACGACAAUGGCCCCAGCCAGUAUGACCUGCCCACGCCCACCAAAGCCGGUGCUGUACUACCACCCGAAGCACCCAAAGAAAACGGUCACGCGCCCGGCCACUUCUUCGACGACGACGCGCGCUGGGAACGAGUCGGAUGGGCGCCACGGUUCGGCAUGCCGGGCUCGGAGAUUCAGGAGGAGGAGCCCUCUCUGGCCGACCACCAGACGUGGCUGGAGGGCAGACUGGAGGACAAGUUCUUUGGUGACUGGUAUCAUAAUACGGGCAUCAUCAUCUUUGCCUGUCUGAGCUCGUGGGUUGUCGGUGUCCUGGGCGGUGGGCUGGGCUGGAUCAUGAUAUUCAUCGCCGUCUGCGGAACCUACUAUCGAACCUCGAUUCGUCGCGUGCGCCGCAAUGCGCGAGACGAUCUCAAUCGCGAAAUGGCAAAGAACAAGCUGGAGACGGAUACCGAGACCCUCGAGUGGAUCAACAGCUUUCUGGUCAAGUUUUGGCCCAUUUACGCCCCUGUCUUGUGUGACACCAUUGUCGGCACUGUAGACCAGGUCCUCUCCACAUCGACCCCAGCAUUCCUCGACAGCCUGAAGAUGAAGACAUUCGUCCUCGGAACGAAGCCGCCGCGAUUGGAGCACGUCAAAACGUACCCCAAGACCCAGGACGACAUUGUGCUCAUGGAUUGGAAAUUUAGCUUUACGCCCAACGACACGGCUGACCUCACCUCGAGGCAGAUCAAGAACAAGAUCAACCCCAAAGUCGUGCUUGAGAUUCGCGUCGGCAAAGGCCUCGUUAGCAAAGGUCUAGACGUCAUUGUCGAAGACAUGGCCUUUUCCGGUCUCAUGCGCCUCAAGUUCAAGCUGCAGCUGCCCUUUCCCCACAUUGAAAAGGUCGAAAUGUCCUUUUUGGACCGCCCCACCAUUGAUUAUGUGUGCAAGCCCCUGGGCGGAGAAACAUUUGGUUUUGACAUCAACUUUAUUCCCGGAUUGGAAAGCUUCAUUAUGGAGCAGAUCCAUGCCAAUUUGGGCCCCAUGAUGUACGACCCCAACGUUUUCCCCAUUGAGAUUGCCAAGAUGUUGGCUGGCAACCCUGUCGAUCAAGCGAUUGGCGUUUUGCAAGUCCAUUUCCACGGUGCACAGGGCCUCAAGAAUCCCGACAAGUUCUCUGGUACCCCCGACCCAUAUGCCACUGUUUCCAUCAACAACCGCAAUGUGCUCGGACGUACCAAGACUGUUCAUGAAAACCCUAACCCGAGAUGGAAUGAGACUGUCAACAUCAUCAUCACAUCGCUCAAAGACUCGCUCACCAUCAACAUCUUCGACUACAAUGACAUUCGAAAGGACAAGGAUCUCGGCACCGCUACCUUUGCCCUGGAACAGCUCGAGGAGAAUCCUGACAACGAAAAUCUACAGCUUGAGGUCAUGUCUGGCGGUCGAGCGCGGGGUCUGGUUACAGCCGACAUUCGCUUCUUCCCGGUUCUCGAAGGCACUACACUGGAAGAUGGCACCAAGGAGCCACCGCCAGAGUCGCGCACGGGUAUCUGCAAGUUUACUGUAGAGCAGGCCAAGGACAUGGACGGCAGCAAGAGCUUGAUUGGACAACUGAGUCCAUAUGCAGUUCUCCUUCUCAACGGACACGAAGUCCACAAAUCGCGUGUCAUGAAGCGAACCAACCAACCCAUCUGGCCAGAUGCGACCAAGGAGAUGCUCAUUACUGACCGCAAGAAGGCCAAGCUGGGUCUUGUUGUCAAGGAUGACCGCGACCUUGCAACUGAUCCGAUCCUUGGUACUUAUCAAAUUACGAUUGACGACAUGCUGGAACUGAUGGCCAAGGGCCACGAAUGGUUUAAUCUUGCCGGUGCAUCGAGUGGCCGUGUAAAGAUGAAGCUCGACUGGAAACCGGUCGCGCUCAAGGGAUCUGUGAAUUCAAGUGGCUACCUGACGCCCAUUGGUGUCAUGAGACUGCACUUCCAGAGCGCUCGUGAGCUGCGCAACCUUGAGGCGCUCGGCAAGUCGGACCCAUAUGUCCGCGUUCUGCUGUCUGGUAUCGAAAAGGGACGUACUGUCGUGUUCAAGAACAAUCUGAACCCAGACUGGGACGAGGUCAUCUACGUGCCUGUCCACACUCCCCGCGAGAAGCUUACACUGGAAGUCAUGGACGAGGAAACUCUUGGCAAAGAUCGCCCAUUGGGACACAUUGAGCUUUUGGCUGGCGAUUAUAUCACGCAAGAUACGAAUGGCGAAUAUCUUGUCUAUGAACAAAAGCAGCCCGUGGCAGCACCUUUGAGGUUGAGUGGGCACACUCAAUCCAAGGGUACGCUAAACUACACUUGCUCCUUCUACCCUACCUACCCGACCUGGGAUCCCGAGGAAGACGAAGAAGAAGAGAAGAAGGAGGUUGCAACCAAUGGCAGUACCCGCCCUCCGUCUGAAGCCUCCAAGACCAGUCAUCAGCGUGUUACAUCUGGCUCAUCUGCCAUCAGCAGAGCAGAUACCGUCGGAACUAUUUCUUCGCUCAAGUCGAGCGAGAAGGACAUGAUCAAGGAGCUUGAGAAUAAUGAGCAAAGACAGGAAGAGGCUGUUGAACAAAAGAAGGAGAUUGAGAAAUUGAGGCUUACCCAGGACAACUUGCAGCAGUAUGAAUCCGGUUUGCUGGUAUUCAAGCUCAUUGAUGGCGAGUUUGCUCGGACUGGCGCUCACGUCGAUGUUAUUAUGGAUGACAUGGCAUAUGCCAGCUAUUCCAGCACCAAGAUCAGGAGUAACAAGAUGGUCUUCAACGAUGUUGGAGAUACCAUGAUUCGAGAACUCGACUUUUCCAGGAUCACUCUCCGUAUCAUUGAGCAUGUUGAUAACGACGGUGAGGACCAUGGCGAUCACGUUGUCGCCAAGUUGACCGGAAAUACUAUCGAUACGUUGCGAAGAGCUUUGUACACGCCUACCCAAUUCACUCUGAAAGACAAGAACGGGCGUGAGAACAAGAUUACGGUCCUGCUCAAGUACAUUCCUGUCAAGAUGCGUCUCGAUCCUAGCGAGUCUUUCAACAACCAGGGUACUCUUCGAGUAGAUGUGCUUGAUGCAGCGGAUCUGCCUGCAGCUGACCGCAACGGCUUCUCGGAUCCUUACUGCAAAUUCAUACUCAACGACAAAGAGGUGUACAAGACGAAGACGCAGAAGAAGACACUCCACCCUGCCUGGAACGAGUAUUUUGAAGUGCCAGUACGAAGCCGGACAGCAGCCGAUUUUCUCGUCAACGUCUUUGAUUGGGACUUUGGUGACAAGGCCGAUUUCCUCGGCAGGGCCAACAUCAACCUGGAGAUUUUGGAGCCCUUCCAGCAGCAAGAAGUCACGCUCGCACUGGACGGAAAGUCUGGUGCCAUUCGUCUACGCAUGCUGUUCAAACCAGACUAUGUCAUGCGCUCUCGCCAGGGCUCAAGUACCUUUUCUGGCACCUUUGCAGUUCCAGGCAAGGUGAUUGGUGCUCCUGUAAAGGGGGUCGGUAAGGGUGCUGCUUUUGUGGGCGGUAAUGUCGUUCGUGCAGGAACCUUCCUCGGCCGUGGUUUCAAGCGUAGAAAGUCUCGUGGUGAAGCUGGUGGCGACGACGAACCCGAGCGUCCAGACACUGCUGACCGGCCAUCGGCUGACACGCCCAUCAUCUCCAUUGAAGGCGAGCCCAACACACCACCAAGAGAGAGCACAAACCAUAACAGGCAUCGUUCUCUGGGUGCACAGAGUUUCUCAAGCCGCUACGGUGACGGCAUUGGCGGGGCCGAGCACGGCACAGCCAGCAUUACCGUUCUAAGCGCUGACGGCUUCCCUCCAAACACCAACCUCCGAGCACACAUCCAACUUGGCAAGAAGGAGAUUCACAAGACAGAUCACAUCAAAGCCCCUCAAGGCUCUGUGGUAUUUAACCCGUCUGAAGAAACCUUCAAGGCGCAAUGUACCGCCGACGCCUUUUUCAAGAUCAUCGUCAAAGACCACUCCAAGUUUGGCCGCGACGAGGAACUCGGCGAUGCCCAAUUUACCGUCUCCGACCAGGGCAGUGGUAGCGAGCAAAACGUGGGCGUGGGCAGGGGCAUGGUCACACUCCGCACUAGCUUCCAACCAGGCGAUGCCACCAGUCAGCACGGCAGCGUCAGCCCACGACCCAGCAACAAGGAAAAGCGAGGCGGGCUGCUAAGGAGAGACCGGAGUACGACGCCUGCUUAGAAAGCACCUCAUCGACUCUACCGGAAGAAAAGCUUGAUAUCUGGUGAUGCCAGAGACGGAGACGAAGAAGUAAAGACUCUGAAUGAGCAGGGAAGCACACACACCUUGUCGCUGCGGAAUUGGAUCGACAAUGUCGAGGCCGGGAGACGGAGUUUUGUGCUUUGAUUUUGUAGUCGUGCAAAGAGGAAAUAAGGAAUGGGAUAGAUGGAUGGAAUUUCUUUUUUUCCUUCUUCUUCUUCUUCUUCUUCCUCUCUCUACAUCAUCCGGCUAGGGUAGGAAAAAGCCGGGAUGCUUUUUUUCCGUUUUUCCUCCCCUCUCUUCCUUGCUUCUCUUCCUUCCUAUGAUUGGUGGUGGUGGUGGUGGUCAUGGUGUGGUGGUCACUUUGGCUCACUUCCCCCUCCCCUUGGCCCCCCCCUUUUUUUUCCGAC